Messenger RNA from Prosopis cineraria, 4538 nucleotides. Its product is annotated as indole-3-acetaldehyde oxidase-like. The transcript is spliced from 10 exons. Gene Ontology annotation, molecular function: oxidoreductase activity; iron ion binding; FAD binding. The record is from RefSeq and is a predicted model, not a curated record. NCBI's taxonomy places the organism in Eukaryota, Viridiplantae, Streptophyta, Magnoliopsida, Fabales, Fabaceae. Bases 505 to 4257 code for a protein of 1250 amino acids.
AACGAGAGAGAGUGAGACAAGGACAAACAAACAUAUUCAUAUAGGGAUAAGUAAGUUAGUAAGAUCUUCUGCAGAAGACUAUUGUUCAUCUUUGAGCUUUUGCUGGGUUCAUCAUAUAUCUGAGAAAUGAAGGAGAUGACCGGAGGAAGAAGAGCAGAGAGUUUGGCAUUUGCAGUGAAUGGAGAGAGAUUUGAGCUCUCAAGCGUUGACCCGUCAACCACUCUGCUUCAGUUUUUGCGUUCUCAGACUCCAUUCAAGAGCGUCAAGCUCGGCUGUGGUGAAGGUGGAUGUGGCGCUUGUCUUGUUUUAAUAUCCAAAUAUAAUCAUGUGUAGAACCAAGUUGAGGAUUUCACAGCAAGUUCUUGUCUGACGCUACUCUGCAGCGUACAUGGAUGUUCCAUAACUACAAGUGAAGGUCUUGGAAACAGUAAAGAUGGCUUCCAUCCGGUUCAUGAAAGAAUUGCAGGGUUCAAUGCUUCUCAAUGUGGAUUUUGCACUCCUGGAAUGUGUGUCUCUCUUUAUGGAACUCUUGUCAAUGCUGACAAAACACAUCGUCCUGAGCCUCUUUCAGUGUUCUCAAAAGCCACAGCUGUUGAGGCUGAGAGGGCCAUUGCUGGAAAUCUUUGUCGUUGUACUGGAUAUCGACCACUUUCUGAUGCUUGCAAGAGUUUUGGUGCUGAUGUUGAUUUAGAGGACCUAGGGUUAAACUCUUUUUGGAGAAAAGGAGAAAGGGAUGAUUUGAAGAAAAGUAGGUUGCCUAAAUAUGAUCGUCACCACAAACAGAGUAAAUUUCCUGAAUUUUUGAAGGAGAUCAAUCCUGAUCUGUUCAUAUCUUCUGAAAGGCAUAGUUGGCUCAGCCCCACAAGCCUAAAGGAGCUCCAAGGCUUAUUGGAAUCAAACAAUAAUGUUGGAACCAAGAUAAAGCUUGUUGUCAGUAAUACAGGAAUGGGUUAUUACAAAGAUACAGGAAGCUAUGACAAAUAUAUUAAUCUGAAGGGAAUUUCUGAGCUCUCAAAGAUAAAAAGGGAUCUGACAGGGAUCGAAAUUGGAGCAACCGUGACUAUAUUCAAGGCUAUUGAAGCUUUAAAGCCAAAGAGAAAAUGUGACCCUCUCUCGGACUUUGAUAUGAUACUUGAAAAACUUGCUGAUCACAUGAGCAAAAUAGCCUCAGGGUUUAUAAGGAACACAGCCAGUGUAGGUGGCAAUCUGGUGAUGGCACAGAAGAAUCAUUUUCCUUCUGAUUUAGCAACAAUACUCCUUGCUGUGGACACAAUGGUUCAUAUACUGAAUGGUAUAAAAUUUGAAUGGCUUCCACUGCAAGAAUUUCUGGAAAGGCCGCCAAUAGGAUUGGAAAGUGUGAUUUUAAGUAUUAAAAUUCCAAGUUGGGAAUCCAAUAAAAGUAAUCCUAAAAAGCACACGAGGAAAAUUCUCUUUGAAACUUUUCGAGCUGCUCCUCGACCGCUUGGAAAUGCGCUGUCUUAUUUGAACGCAGCUUUCUUGGUUGAGGUUUCUCCAGGAAAAGAUUCCGAAGAGAGUGUGAUAGAUAAUUGCAGGCUUUGUUUUGGAGCUUAUGGUACAAAACAUGCAAUAAGAGCAAGCAAAGUUGAGGAGCUACUGGUAGGAAGGAUAUUAAGUGCCAGUAUUGUAUAUGAAGCUAUUAACUUGCUUCCAACUGUCGUUGUACCUGAAGAAGGAACUUCAAGCAUCGCUUAUCGAUUAAGCUUGGCAGCUGGUUUUCUCUAUAAGUUCUUGAGCCCUUUGAUUGAUCAUUCCGAUGAAAAAUUAGGUUAUCACUCAAAUUCAUACACUAGUUCGUCAAUCAUUAGGGCUUUUAACAUAGAAGAGAAUAAGGGGCCAGUUCAUCAUGAUAAACCUCCUACUUAUCUAUCAUCUGGAAAGCAAGAGAUUCAAGUCGAUGAGGAGUAUCACCCUAUUGGCGAGCCAAUAAUAAAAUCAGGGGCAACGUUACAGGCUUCAGGUGAGGCUGUGUUUGUGGAUGAUAUUCCUUCACCAACAAAUUGCCUACAUGGAGCAUAUAUUUAUAGUACUAAACCUCUAGCAAGGGUAAAAAGCAUAAAGCUCCAGCAACAAGAUGGAGUGAGGGCAAUCAUUUCAAGUAAAGACAUUCCUGAUGGUGGGGAAAAUGCUGGUUCUAUGUCUCCGUAUGGUGUUGGUGAACCUUUAUUUGCAGAAGAGAUUGUUAAAUGUUUUGGUGAUCGUGUUGCCUUUGUGGUUGCGGAUACUCAGAAACUAGCAGAUAUGGCUGCAAACUCUACAGUUGUUGAGUAUGAUUUCAAGAAUCUCGAACCACCUAUUCUAUCCAUGGAAGAGGCUGUUGAAAGAUCUAGUCUUUUUGAAAUUCCUUCUACGUCAUAUCCACAAGAAGUUGGUGAUAUAUCAGAAGGAAUGACAGAAGCAGAUCACAAGAUCCUUUCUGCUGAGAUUAAACUUGGGUCCCAAUACUAUUUCUACAUGGAGACACAAACUGCACUUGCUAUACCAGAUGAAGACAAUUGCUUAGUAGUUUACACUUCAUGUCAAGGGCCAGAGUAUGCACAGUCUGUUAUUGCAAAAUGCCUAAAUAUUCGUGAGCAUAAUGUUCGUGUAAUCACAAGAAGGGUUGGUGGUGGUUAUGGUGGAAAGUUCACAAAAGCCUUUCCUAUUGCUACGUCAUGUGCACUUGCGGCGCAUAAAUUACGACGCCCUGUCAGAAUGUAUAUGAAUCGUAAGACGGAUAUGGUAAUGGCUGGAGGAAGGCAUCCUAUGAAGAUAACAUACAAUGUUGGAUUUAAAAAUAAUGGGAAGAUCACUGCUUUAGAACUCAAGAUAUUGAUAGAUCAAGGGAUAUAUCCUGAUCUAUAUGCAUAUGUUCCAACUACCAUAGUUAAUGCGCUUAAAAAGUAUGAUUGGUGUGCUCUGUCUUUUGAUAUAAAAAUAUGCAAGACUAAUCUUCCUACUAGAUCUAUAAUGAGAGCCCCUGGGGAUGUUGAAGGAUCAUAUAUUGCUGAAGCCAUAAUAGAACAUGUGGCAUCUACACUUUCAAUCGAUGUAGAUUCUGUAAGAAGCAUUAAUUUCCACACAUACAAAAGUCUAUGCACUUUUUACAAGGAUGCUGCAGGUGAACCUCUUGAAUAUAACCUAGUUUCUAUAUGGAAUAAAUUAGCUGUUUCUGCAAGGUAUGACCAGAGGAGAGAAACUGUGAAAGAGUUCAAUAGGAAUAACAUUUGGAAAAAGAGAGGUAUAUCUCGUGUGCCUGUUGUGGAUGAAAUAAGUGGAAGGCCGUCACCAGGAAGAACAAGUAUUUUAAAGGAUGGGUCUGUUGUUGUUGAAGUUGGAGGGAUUGAAGUAGGUCAAGGUCUGUGGACAAAGGUGAAGCAAAUGGCUGCAUAUGCUCUUAGUUCAAUCCAAUGUGAGGGAUCGCAAGACCUCUUGGAUAAAAUACGUGUCAUACAAUCUGAUUCAUUGAGCAUGAUUCAAGGAGGAUAUUCUGCCGGUAGUACUACAUCAGAGUCAAGCUGUGAAGAAGUUAGGCUUAGUUGCAAUGUCUUGGUUGGGAGAUUAAUGCCUUUCAACGAAAAGUUGCUGAAGGAAAUGGGUUCUGUCAAUUGGGAGACACUUAUUUCCCAGGCACACUCCCAAGCUGUGAACUUAUCAGCAACUUCAUUUUAUACCCCUGGCAAUGCCACCAACAGUUACCUCAAUUAUGGUGUUGCAGUGAGCGAGGUGGAAAUAGAUCUUAUAACAGGAGAAACGAUUGUUUUGCAAACGGAUAUUAUAUAUGAUUGUGGAAAGAGUCUCAACCCUGCUGUAGAUUUAGGACAGAUUGAAGGAUCAUUUAUGCAAGGAUUAGGGUUUUUCAUGCUUGAAGAAUAUGAAACAAAUCAUGAAGGAUUAGUCUUGCAAGAUGGAACAUGGAAUUACAAAAUCCCUUCAUUAGACACUAUACCUAAACAGCUCAAUGUGGAAAUUGUCAAUAGUGGAUAUCACAAGCAUCGUGUUCUCUCUUCAAAGGCUUCCGGUGAGCCACCACUACUUCUAGCAACUACGGCUCACUGCGCUAUUAGAGGAGCUAUCAAGGAGGCUAGAAAACAGCUUCAUUCAUGGAGAAACUCAGAUGAAAUUGAUAAACCAUUCCAAUUGGAUGUGCCAGCAACCAUGCCUGUGGUAAAGGAAUUUUGUGGAUUGGACGUUGUGGAAACAUACUUGAAAUGGAAAAUGGGCAAAAUGUGUGAAGGUUCUCAACUUCUCGGGAAAUAGAUUGGUGUGGAUUUCAUGUUUGGAAGAGGAGGGAAUGUGUACUGGUUUUUCGAAGUUUUAUGUGGGUCAUAUUUUCGUUUUAUUUUAAAUUAUAUAUUUUGGAAAAAAAAAAAUUGUUUGCUCCCCUCUGGUGUUUUCAAAAUAAUUUCAUAUCUUCGGAUAUUAAUUUAGCUGCAUGAUCAAAGAUAUUUUAGGGAGUUCUCCUUUUUCUUUGUUGCUUGUAAAUUUGAUGUUUUAUGUACCAGUUGAGACAUUAUAAAUAGGGAGAAUUUCAAAACAUG